Messenger RNA from Suillus plorans, 786 nucleotides. RefSeq lists its product as uncharacterized. Lineage: Eukaryota; Fungi; Basidiomycota; Agaricomycetes; Boletales; Suillaceae. The record is from RefSeq and is a predicted model, not a curated record. The coding region runs from base 1 to 786 and encodes 261 amino acids. The transcript is spliced from 5 exons.
AUGGUUUCAAGACAUUGGGUGGAUACCGACAGCAUCGCAAUGCCAUCCACAUCGAACCUCUACGUCCCACCCGCCAUCGUCAAUGAUGAGAAAGAGCUGGAAGAGAUGCCUCAGGGCACCUACUUCACCUACCAUCCAGUGUUAGAUGGCACACCAUGUGAUGCUGAGGGCAAUGAUUCACUUCCAGACCAGCCUCUGGACCACCCACCUCACCCAGAACAUGAUACCUGGCAUCCUUUUUCUUCCCAUGGCCAUUUCAAACUUGCCGACUUCAUCUUCCGUCGCAAUCAAAUGCCUGCAAAACAAAUAGACGACUUGAUGCAGUGGCAGUCGUUGUCUCUCCGACAUCCCGACUUUGAGAUGCUCCAGAAUGAUCCCAACGCUGCUCCAUGGAAACAUAUUUUAAACCCCGAGUUUGCUGGAGGCAUUGACUAUGCACCGCGACAAGUCUUUGGCGAGCAGGGUCAGCGGGUAUGGACAGAUCUUAUGGCCGGAAAUUGGGCAUGGGGCCAAUGUAAUACCAUUGCAGAUGAUCCAGACCACCACAGUGCUAUGUUCGUGCCAGUCGUUCUCGGCAGCGACAAGACUACAGUCUCCAUAGCAACUGGUCAAAAUGAUUAUUAUCUGUUGUAUGUAUCUGCCAGCAACCUUCACAACAACAUCUGUCAUGCACAUCGAGAGUCUCCGAACGAGGUCACGAUGGAAGCAAAGAGUUUCGAACCUUUUGCCAUCAUUUAUUCCAAGCAUCAUUACGGGCAAUUCUUGAAUCCUUUCAUCAUGCAAUGA